Molecule: messenger RNA, 1542 nt
Organism: Siniperca chuatsi (mandarin fish)
Lineage: Eukaryota; Metazoa; Chordata; Actinopteri; Centrarchiformes; Sinipercidae
Gene: avpi1
Product: arginine vasopressin induced 1
Exons: 3
Coding region: 585-1154 (189 amino acids)
Source: RefSeq, a predicted model, not a curated record
CUGAGACAGCCCUUAAAAGAAGCUGUCCCAGGACACACCUGCCAUUUGGACUGAUUUUAAUUAGGCUGCCUUCAGGUGCUAUAGGAAAAACCAAGAAAGCUGUCCGCGUCUGAAGCUCUGUGUGACAGUUCUUCUCACCAGCAUUUACUUACUUAUAUGUUAUACUUUCUUGUUGAUGUCAUACAAUACUUUAGUCCAUAAAAUGUAAAAAACAAAAGAUUGUCUCAGUUCUUUUUGUUGUUUUGUAGUUUUAUGAAUUCUACACCACUCCCACUUGAGUGAAGCAACGAUGGUCCGGUGCGCUGCGCUACCGAGCGACGUCUGACGCGACACCACCACUUUCUCUGGAUAAAGACUACAUCGAGGGAUUAUGUGGAAGUGUUAGGUGUGGCUAGGUGUGCUUCACUCAACCGCCGCACUAGACGCGACAGAGCCACAGAUGUUAGGUGUAGGGUCAGACGUUGCUGUGCAGCGCACCUGACCACCCUCACACUUUCAGCGUCACAGAGCUUACCUUACCUUCCCCCCUUGAUAUUGUCCUCCUGUCCUUAUAUCACCACCUGGAAGCCAUCCACCCUUGCAACAUGGCAGAGGCCCCAGCAUCCGCCUCCUCUGAGGAAAGUCUGCCAGUGCAGUGGAAACUUUCCAAUCGAUGCAACAGGAAGUCAGGAUGCUCCAACAUCUUUACAGGGGUCAACCUGCAGCAGCUGCACAGGCUGUUCAGAACAGCAGGAGACAGAGACGCUGAACAUCGGGCAAAACUGGUGUGGCGAGGGAUGGAUGCAGACAUCGAGGGAGCAGAGAAGGCGAAGGAGGAAGAAGGGGAGGAGAGAGAGGACGAGGCAGGGCUGGCCCAGGCCUUGGUGGGGCUCCGAGUCCGAGCAAGGAACAAAGCGGGUAUCAGAGCGGAGGGACACCGAGACCACAAGUGGCUCAGAGCAUCAGGAUAUCUCAGGAUUGAGGAGCCAUUAUCCAGUUACACUGAGGAUGAGGAGGCCAACAUAUUGCCCAAUCCGGGAGAAUUUCUGGCAGCGACUGUGGAAGACAUCCCAGAGAACCAAAAUCCCUUCAAACCCUCCUCGUGGAGGUUGGAUGUGGCAAGACAGGAGUGUGCCAGACAUUCUGAACGCUACCUUCACCGCAUCCUCCACUAAAAACGGACUGGAGUUUGGAACAACACACAGUGGUGGAAGAUGCAAUGAAGCUGAAGUCAUGAAAUACAGGACUUUGGUAAACCUGCUUGGGGAUUAGUCCAACUAUUACUAUUACUCCAACCAUAGGAAAUUUAAAUGUAUAUCUGUUCCAUCUGCUCCAUGUUGGAGAGACUUUUGCAGGAGACAGAGACAGAAACAGGCUGUUGUGUAAGGCCUGAAAUUACAUUUCUGAUGUACGAGUACAGUGUAUUUUUGAAGGAGCACCAGGUUAGGAGUCCAAGUUAGCUGGACAGUUGGUGUUGCACUUGCCAGAGAACUCAUGAUAUAUUAUCAUGGUAAAUGGGGGAGGAUAUUGUAACACAGCAUUAAAUGUUCAUUUUCAAGAGCA